Messenger RNA from Fonsecaea pedrosoi CBS 271.37, 2400 nucleotides. RefSeq lists its product as uncharacterized. Bases 1 to 2400 code for a protein of 799 amino acids. Gene Ontology annotation, biological process: DNA-templated transcription; regulation of DNA-templated transcription. The record is from RefSeq and is a predicted model, not a curated record. NCBI's taxonomy places the organism in Eukaryota, Fungi, Ascomycota, Eurotiomycetes, Chaetothyriales, Herpotrichiellaceae. Gene Ontology annotation, cellular component: nucleus. Gene Ontology annotation, molecular function: zinc ion binding; DNA binding; DNA-binding transcription factor activity, RNA polymerase II-specific. The transcript has 2 exons.
AUGGCGCCUCAGGUCGACAAACGCCAACCUCGGGUGCCUCUGAGCUGCGAAAACUGUCGGAAACGAAAAAUCAAAUGUUCGGGCGAAAGACCCUUUUGUGACACAUGCGCCCGUCGUGGCUUCAGCCAUACCUGCUUCUAUCUGCGCCAAAAUGUGCAAAUCCCUGCAGGGACCAGCUCCGAUGAGGUGCUCCAAAGAGUGAGAAGAGUCGAAAAUCUCCUUGAGAGACAAGUCUACCUCCUCGAGCAGCGGCUUGAACCUUCACCAAAAUCGAAUUCGUCCAACCAAGAUACAUUGUCCCAACAUCAAUCGUCGUCCGUGAACUCAUCGCCCUGGACCGAGAUCGAGGCGACUCCUUCUGAGACUGCUCCGGCAACAAAUGUCGGUACGAUCCUGGUAUCCGAGGAAGGUUAUGAAAGAUUCAUUCCCGGGCUCGCUUCUUCAGACGCCGAGUCGGUCAAUGAACUGAUUCAAUCUGCUUCUGCUCCACCAAUGUCAUCGAGCUUCCCCUUCUCCGCCGAGGCACUCGCCGCGCGAAGAGCGCUUUUGGACACCCUACCUCCUGGACGACAGUGUGACGAACUGAAGGAUAUAUUCUUCGAAGUGUUCUCGCCGCUCUUUCACAUACUCCAUGACCCAUCAUUCCACGCCGAGUACGCCGACUUUCGCCAAUACCGAGGAGAUGUGUCCCUCUCGUUUCUUGCCCUGGUGUUCGUGAUUCUCUCCAUCUCUGUUACUGCACUGGACUCGGAUCAUCCACUGCUCGCAGACCUCGGAAUGGAAGCGACGGCGUCAGCAAAUAUCAAAAGCUUAGCGACAAAAUACCGAGCCGCCGCCAUGGGAUGCCUCUCAGCAGACCAUUUUAUGUGGCGACACAACUUGCAGACUGUGCAAGCUUUGGUCCUUUUGAUAUACGCACUUUCACAUGCUCAUGGCCCUUCAUGGGCCUUGUUGGGGGCUACCUUCAACAUUUGCGUAUCGAUCGGUUGCCACAUCGACCCGUCUCAACUGAACCUAGAUCCUGUGAGAAGUGAACAGCGACGCCGGUGUUGGGCUGGCCUCAUGUUACUGUAUACCAUUCAAAACACUUGUCUGGGGAACAUUGCCCCGAUGAAGGUCAUAGCCAACGUCCGUCUUCCUGCCGACGUGGACGAUGACCACAUCACCAUGUAUGACAAUCCGCUGUUGCACACAGAUGAAACCCAACCCAAACCCCUGAGCAAAAUGUCGUACAUCCUCUUCAAAUUCAAACUAUAUCGGCUGGCGUCCGAUAUAACAAACUUCACCCGGGAAAACGGGAAGUUGAGCGGCCUAUUCGAGCUCGACGCAAAGAUCUCGAGGGAGGAGCACGAACACGACGCACGGUUCGCCGACCCUCAGCGGCUUCCAGUUUACCAUCUGGCUCAUCUAUACAUCAUCAAAAACUAUACGAAUCACCUGCGACUCAUCCUCCAUCGACCGUAUCUUCCACCACAUUCUUCGGCGGCGGACAGCACAUUGUACGAGUACCCGGAACAAAUGCUGCAGAGCCGGCAGUAUUGUAAGAUGUCGGCUAUGAAGAUCAUUGACAACCACGAGGACCUCUGCUGUAACGACAAGUUGAAGCCUUAUCGCUGGUUCGUGUACGGUCUGGGUGGCUACCAAACGUUUCUGGCAGCGUCGACGCUUGUGGUGCUGCUUGGGUCGGAGGACGACUCGGUCACUUCAGACCGCGCGGAUGUCAUCUACGCUCUUCGAAAAUGUCAAGCACGGUUCGAGCAGCUGUCUCCGCGCAGCGACAUCUCGGCCAAAGCGGCCCGAAUCCUGCGCCGCACGCUUGGUCCCGUCCCGAGUACCAACGGUGGUGCUGGGGGUCCCCUUCAUGACACCCCAAGACUGUACCAUCAGUCCUCGAGCAUUAACGACGAGUCCAAGGUCGUGUACAGUAUGAGCCACCGACACCAAAUAUCCAGCGCUUCCCCCGGCAACCUCCAUGACCACCACCUCCACCACCAGCAACAGCAGCACACAUCAGUCCCACCUGGUCCUGCUGGAUACAACCAGACGGGUUUCACCAGCGGUGACUUUCCCAGUGGUGCCAACGAGGCCGUCACGACAAAAAUGGAACCACCACCUCCGCCGCCAACGUCACAGCACCAACACCAAGUCCAGUACCAGCACGAGCUCCAGCACCAGCACCACCAUCAACAACAGCAACAGCAACAGCCUCCCCCUCAUCCUCACUCCUUCUUCCCCUGCCCACAACCGCUCUACGAGCUGAUGAAUCUCCCCGCGGAGCAGUGGCUGGGCGGCCCCUCCGCGCUGGCCUGGGACUGGAGCAGCUGGGUCGACGUGCCCGAGGCCUCGAUCGCGGGAUCCGACAUGUUCAUGGACACUUCGGCUUCUGGCGUCGUGAUGUGA